Necator americanus (New World hookworm) is the source of this 396-nucleotide messenger RNA. RefSeq lists its product as uncharacterized. The record is from RefSeq and is a predicted model, not a curated record. The transcript has a single exon. Bases 1 to 396 code for a protein of 131 amino acids. NCBI's taxonomy places the organism in Eukaryota, Metazoa, Nematoda, Chromadorea, Rhabditida, Ancylostomatidae.
AUGGUGGAGGAAUUUGGCUCAACGUCGUCUAGAUGCGCCUUUCUACGACUGUGGGAUCGCAGAGGACGUAAACUCUGGAUCGUAAGUGUUCACGCACCUACGGAAACCGCUGAGGACAACAGCAAGGACUCCUUCUAUGAUGAACUCAAUGCGUUGAUGUCUAAAAUACCAAGCCAGCAGGUGGUCAUUGUCGGAAUCGACGCAAAUGCGAAGAUGGGACUCGAAAAGCAAUCCGAUGUGCUAGGAAAAUGGUAUUAUCUAGCGGAGCGCACGUCGGACAACGGUGACCGUCCGGUUGACUUGUGCGAACAGACGGACCUCAUCAUCGCUUCCACGUUUAAGAGGAAUCAUCGAGGCCAUCAGCUCACGGCAGGGGUCGACCGUUUUAAUGCCUAA